This is a messenger RNA of Schistocerca gregaria, 1850 nucleotides long. RefSeq lists its product as uncharacterized. Gene Ontology annotation, molecular function: protein binding. The record is from RefSeq and is a predicted model, not a curated record. The coding region runs from base 225 to 1850 and encodes 541 amino acids. Lineage: Eukaryota; Metazoa; Arthropoda; Insecta; Orthoptera; Acrididae. The transcript is spliced from 7 exons.
AGUUGCCAAACAUAUUUUUGUUUCAGUUCUAUCUGCUUCACUUAGUCUUAGUAAUUUUACUGAUUGGCCAGCAGCACGAACAGGGCCGGAUGAGCUGGGUCAUUUUUAUUUGAUCCACAAUAAUGUAUAUUUAUGCAGCGAAUAAUAAGGUAUUUCGCGAGAAACGGAUUCUCGCCUAAAUUUGCAGACCGCGGUGACAGCUGUCGUCGUUUCGAGAAGAAACGAUGACAGACUGCACCGACAAUUUGGAUCAGACGGAAGACGAACCAACCAAAAAUGAUCCUCAAAUACCUGAACCUCAAGAAAAAACGCCGGAUUCUACAGAUGAAUCUUCAACGUCUUCGAGCUGUAGCACAGACCAGAACCGGCGUUCAGCAUCCAGAUCUACAAACAAGAAACGAUCGGCAGUCGAGCCACUACAGCGUCGAAAGUCGAGAAAUUUACAACUUUAUCAACCACUUAUGCAACGUUCUGAAGUCGAAACUGUAGUUGCUGCUAGUUCUUCGAGGUAUAACCAUCUUAACGUUAGUGAUCCACAUCAAGGGGAGAGAGACCUUCAGUUAGCUUGUUGCACGGGGUCUGCGGACGAAUGCUCUGGCUUAAACAACACACAGUACUCGUAUUACGCGGAUGACAUAUCUGAGCUUUAUACGCAACAGUUUAUCAGUUCCGCAUUCGAGUCAUGGACCUCUGGAAAUUUCAAUUGGCCAAUUAUCUCGUGUGAUGUUACUGCACGACCCUCCAUUGGUUGCAGCGAAGUGCCACCACAUGAAUACGCUGGGUUCACACACGGAUAUGUUGCGUCAAGUGGAUACGGCUCUAGGACAACGCGUCCCGAUUGGUCGACACUGCCGUAUCUAGCGGUGGCUAAAAUUUUGAGUUACCUUCACCUGAGAGACCGAUAUAUGGCAGCAAUCACAUGUAAAUCCUGGCUGGCCGCCCUGCGCUGUCCCGAGGUGUGGCAGAGCUGCGAGUUGCGGCUGCAGCGCAGCACGCCGGAGCGCAUGGGCACGCUGGCGAGCCACGUGGGGCGCCACGUGCGCCGGCUGACGCUGCACGUGACGCAGAACUGCGGCCCGAGGCACGCGUGCACGACGGCUGCGCGCGGCAGCGGCCGCAGCUGGUGGUGCGCGCAGCGGCAGUCGCGCUGCGCGGCGCAGUGCCUGGGCGCGCUGCGGGGCGGCGGCGUGUGCCGGUUGCAGCUGCUGCGCGUCUGGGGGCUGCGCAGGUUCGCCGAGUGGCGCGACGGCCGCGCCACGGGCCGCAUCAUCUGCGCCCUCGCUCGCUUCCUCCACGGGCAGACGCAGCUGCGCAUGCUGCAGCUGCGCGACGCGGCGCUGGCGGGCGAGAACGCGCUGUGGCUGGUGCGCGCCGCCGCCUACCGCAGCGCCGCCACGCUCGUCGACGUGCGCCUCGACGGCGCGCUCGGCGCCGAGCUGGACGCCAUCUCGCUCACGCUGCUGCCCUUCCCGCUGCCGCACAUGGCGCUGCACCCGCUGCGGUCGCUGCGCAGGCUGUCGCUGUCGCCGUGCCAGCUGUGCGACCACCUGCUGGGCGCGCUGCCCGGCUCCCUGGUGCUGCUGGUGCUGGUGGCGCGGCGCGACGACCCGCCCGACCCCUGCCUCGUCUCCACCGACGCCUGGACCGCCGUCUCGCGCCGCCUGCCCGCGCUCACGAUCGAGCUCGUGCUCGUGGGCGUGGUCUCGGUGGGCGGCCUGGGCUCUCUGCUGCCGGAGGAGGGCGUGUCGGCGCCGGUGGGCGUGCUGCGGCUUGAGCCAGCUACAGCAGUCGUGGCGUCGCCCUGUGGAGGCAACGCCCGCCAGGACGCGCUCGGAAGACACCACGUUUGA